Molecule: messenger RNA, 2395 nt
Organism: Ceratosolen solmsi marchali
Lineage: Eukaryota; Metazoa; Arthropoda; Insecta; Hymenoptera; Agaonidae
Product: solute carrier family 26 member 10
Exons: 15
Coding region: 200-2395 (731 amino acids)
Biological process (GO): transmembrane transport
Cellular component (GO): membrane
Source: RefSeq, a predicted model, not a curated record
CUAGUAUCAGUCUUUUAUCAAACUUAAAUCAAGAUCCAUUUAUAUUUUUUACCUCGCUAUUGACACAAAUUAUUAGAUCAGUACUAAAAAAAAACAGGUGAGACUAUAAUUGUGAAAUACGUCGAGCAGACAAAUAAAAGAUACAACGAAGGACAUAUACAUUCAAAUCUAAUACGGCAACCAUUAUUUGUGACCAAAAAUGUCGGCAAUAAUGUCGGAAGUAGUAGUUCGACGUCCGAUAUAUAAACAAGAUGACUUAAAUAAAUUCGGUUUAUAUUCAAACCCAAAAAAAAUGCUUAGUACAAAAAUCACAAACUACUUACAAAAAAUUAAACCAACAUCUUAUAUAAAAGAUAUAAUUCCUAUAAUUCGCUGGUUACCAGAAUACCAUUGGAAACAUGAUCUUUUUGGAGACCUCAUUGCUGGAAUUACAGUUGCAGUUAUGCAUAUACCUCAAGGAAUGGCUUAUGCAAUACUUGGAAAUGUACCACCUAUAAUUGGAAUAUAUAUGGCAUUUUUUCCCGUGCUUGUUUACAGUAUAUUUGGAACAUCAAGACAUAAUUCAAUGGGUACUUUUGCUGUUAUUUGUAUGAUGGUGGGAAAGGUAGUAUUAUCGCAUACUUCAACAUUACACGUGGAUAUAAAUAAUUCAACAACAUCAAUCUGGAAUUCUGAUCUUUUCGAAAGAACAUCGAGUAUUUCACAAAUAGAAAUCGCUACUGCAGUGACAUUUAUGGUUGCAAUCAUGCAAUUGGCAAUGUACUUCUUACGCUUAGGUAUCAUAUCUUCACUUUUAUCGGAGGCUCUCAUUAGUGGUUUUACUACGGCUGCUGCAGUUCACGUACUAACAUCUCAAAUAAAGGAUCUAUUUGGACUUAAAUUAUGUAAGCGUAGUGGUGUCUUCAAAGUUCUUCUUAUUUAUUAUGAUAUAUUCACGAAUAUUGAUAAUGUCAAUAUUAUUGCUAUGAUUAUUUCUGGCGUAACAAUUACAAUUAUCAUAUUUAAUAAUAAAGUUUUAAAGCCUCGACUUAGUAAACGUUGCCUUUUCCCUAUGCCGAUAGAGAUGAUUUUAAUAAUAUUUGGUACUAUUAUAUCGAUUUAUUUCAAAUUAGAAAAUGUUUAUAAUAUCAUCACAGUUGGAAAUAUUCCAGUUGGAUUUCCCAAACCAAAAAUACCUCCAAUGGAAUUACUACCAAGUAUUAUUUUAGAUAGUUUUGUGAUUACAAUGGUUUCAUAUACUAUUACAAUGUCAAUGGCUCUUACAUUUGCUCAAAAAUUAAAUUAUGAUGUCAAUUCUAAUCAAGAAUUAAUUGCACUGGGUCUAGGAAAUCUCAUAGGUUCAUUUUUUUCGUGCAUGCCAUUCUGUAGUUCACUUUCUAGAUCAUUAAUCCAGCAGACAGUGGGAGGUCGAACACAAGUAGCAAGUUUGUUUUCCUGUGGAAUCUUACUUUUUGUCCUGUUAUGGAUUGGACCAUGUUUUGAAGCAUUGCCAAGAUGUGUUUUAGCAAGUAUUAUAGUGGUAGCAUUAAAAGGUAUGUUAAUGCAAGUAAAGGAUUUUAUUCGAUUCCUAAGGUUGUCUGAUACAGAUGCAACAAUUUGGAUGGCAACUUUUCUCACUGCCAUUAUUUUCGAUAUUGAGUAUGGUUUGUUGAUCGGAGCUCUCUUAUGUUUAACAAAUUUAUUAGUUCUUUCCUGCCGUCCAUACGUAUGUGGAUUAGCAUUAUUACCUGGUACCGAAUACUAUCUGGAUUUUAGAAGAUUUAAAGGAACUGAAAGAAUACCAGGAUUGAAAAUUUUUCACUAUGCUGGUGGUUUGAAUUUUGUUUCUAGGCAAAAUUUUAAAAAAGAUUUAAGUAAAAUUACUGGUGUUAUACCAUAUAAAGUAUUAUAUCAAGGAGGUAAAAUAAAUGAUAGUCAUCAAUUCGUAGCUACUGAAAAGUUAAAGAUUCUAAUUUUGGACUUUUCCUCAUUGAUACAUAUCGACAUAGCUGGUGUAGAAACUCUUUAUGAAAUUGUUGAUGAUUAUAUAAAAAUUGACGUUUUUGUAUAUAUCGCUGGAUGCUCAGGUCCAGUAUAUGAAAUUAUACAAAAGUACAAUAUAUUAGAAAGCAAACAGGAUGUCUUGACUUUGUUUCCAUCUAUUAAUGAUGCUGUCAAAUUUGCUCAGUACAAGAAUCAUAUUCCGUCCGUUCCAAUUUGGACAACCACACAAAUUCCAAAGGAAGAAAAUUAUACAAGUAGAUUAUUACCAAUAGAUUAUUUCACUAAUCUAAAAUAUAGUAAUAUGGAUUCUGAACACAAUCAACGAAUUAAGAAUAAACGACAAGAGCACAGAAGAUUAACUUAUCAGUAUGGAACAUUCAUUGAAGAACAUAAUAAAAUUUGCAAUAUUUAA